This is a messenger RNA of Oppia nitens, 1777 nucleotides long. It is a transcript of the gene Droj2, whose product is annotated as dnaJ homolog subfamily A member 1-like. The record is from RefSeq and is a predicted model, not a curated record. The transcript has a single exon. Bases 423 to 1655 code for a protein of 410 amino acids. Lineage: Eukaryota; Metazoa; Arthropoda; Arachnida; Sarcoptiformes; Oppiidae. Gene Ontology annotation, molecular function: Hsp70 protein binding; ATP binding. Gene Ontology annotation, biological process: protein refolding; response to heat. Gene Ontology annotation, cellular component: cytosol; cytoplasm.
GAUCGAGUGUUUUAUGUUUGGUUUGCCUUUAACUCUGUGUUGCCAUUCAUUAGUGCUUUUGAAGUACAAAAACCCAUUGAAAUAAAUAUUAUAACAAAACAGUGAAAUCACUUCAUUAUUAUUACAACACCACUAAUAACACACUGUUUGGACAUUAAGUGGUUUUAUGUCUUAACAGACAAAAGAAAAAAACAAUUAUAAAAGUCUGAAGACAUUUAAACCGUUGUUAUAUAUAUAUAUCACCACAACUGGUAUUAUUUGAUCCAAACAAACAAACAUUCAGUUUAUUGAUUGGCUUUAACCGGAAUCACUGACUCGACAGACGAAUUUUGAUCCAUCGUUGAAACAAAACAAGAGUUGGGUUUUUUUAAAAACAAUUCUUCACUAGUGGUCGCGCUAUAACAUCCAUAUCAUCGGAAACUAUGGUCAAAGAGACAGCUUAUUAUGAUAUACUGGGAGUAAAGCCGAGCUGUACGCCGGAUGAGCUGAAGAAGGCCUACCGCAAGUUGGCCCUGAAGUAUCACCCGGACAAGAAUCCCAAUGAAGGCGAACAAUUCAAACUGAUUAGUCAGGCCUACGAAGUACUAUCCGAUGAGAACAAACGCCGCAUCUAUGAUAGCGGUGGCGAACAGGCCAUCAAAGAAGGCGGUGUCGGUGGUGGCGGCAGCGGUUUCUCGUCACCGAUGGACAUCUUCGACAUGUUCUUCAAUAUGGGUGGUCGACGACCCGAACGCGGACCAAAACGCGGUAAAGACGUUGUUUAUCAAAUGUCUGUGACACUGGAAGAGCUGUAUAAUGGCGCCACUCGUAAGCUGUCGAUACAGAAGAAGAUUAUCUGUGAGAAAUGCCAGGGAAGUGGCACUAAAAAUCCUGCUGUAGGUCCCGAAAGGUGCAACAAUUGUCGCGGCAGUGGUAUGCAACUGCGGGUCGAACACUUGGGCCCAUCGAUUGUCCAACAAAUUCAAACGGUGUGCUCGGAUUGUGGCGGAAGAGGUGAACGAAUUGCCGCCAAAGAUCGAUGCAAACAAUGCGAUGGAAAAAAGGUUAGCAAAGACAAGAAAAUACUCGAAGUUCAUAUCGAUAAAGGUAUGGAAGACGGACAGAAAAUUGCAUUUACCGGUGAAGGAGAUAUGGAACCGGGACUUGAAAUGGCCGGCGAUAUCAUUGUGGUGUUGGAUGAAAAAGAACAUCUUCUAUUCAAGAGAGUCCGUACGGAAGAUCUACUCGUCAAUCUUGACCUCACACUCACUGAAGCGUUGUGUGGCUUUCAAAAGGGCAUCAAAACAUUGGACAACAGGACAUUAGUGUUGACUUCACUGCCCGGUGAAGUCAUUAAACACGGAUCAGUAAAAUGUGUGAUCGGUGAGGGUAUGCCUCGAUAUAGGAAUCCAUUUGAAAAGGGAAAGCUAAUUGUCCAGUUUUUGGUUGACUUUCCAAAACAUAUUGAUCCCGUAUUUGUGUCUCAAUUGGAGAACAUUUUGCCGCCUCGGCCUCAGGUCGAGAUGCCCGCCGGUGAUCAACCAGUGGAAGAGGUGACACUGAUGGACAUGGAUAUUGAACAGGAACGGGUACAACAGUCCCGGCAUAAUCCAGAAUAUGAUGAAGACGGCUAUGAACACUCACACGACCCACGGGUCCAGUGCGCCACUCAUUAACAUAUUAUUAUUUUUAAUUAAUUGAAUUUUCAUUAUUUAUAAUAUAUAUUGUUUUAUAUAUAAACACUAUUACGGAUUAAGUUAUUAUAAGUAUAUGGAAAGCCUUUUAUUUCAAUUACUAU